This is a messenger RNA of Lasiodiplodia theobromae, 258 nucleotides long. RefSeq lists its product as uncharacterized. The record is from RefSeq and is a predicted model, not a curated record. NCBI's taxonomy places the organism in Eukaryota, Fungi, Ascomycota, Dothideomycetes, Botryosphaeriales, Botryosphaeriaceae. The transcript has 2 exons. The coding region runs from base 1 to 258 and encodes 85 amino acids.
AUGUCCGCUGCCGCCGCCACUGUCUACGUAACCGACGACUACUCUGCCCCCAUGUCGGCCCAGCACAACUUCGCCAACCACUACGACUUGGACAACCCGUCCGCCUCCAUGAGCCUCUACGCUCGCGUCAUGCAUGAGCACACCAAGCAUCAGCUCGAGAGCGCAACUAACUCUGCCCGGAGACGGACGCAGGGUGGCAGCUCCACCAGUCUCUCCACCGACUCGAGUCGCGGCUCCGUCAGUUCCACCUCGUCUUAA